AUGGAGCCCAGCAUAACGGAGCAGCUGCGCCAGGCGCGCGAGGUGGUGCUCAACAAUCCAAACAACUAUCCGGCCAUUGUGCCCAGCAUCCUGCCCAUCAUCGGCACCGGCGCCGAUAUUGAGCUGCGUAGAUGGGGUGCCGAGUUCCUUGCUGAGACGUUCGCCUCGCCGCUGCUGCCCGCCGACCAGAAGCAGCAGCUGAGCCUGCUGGUGCUCGACAGGCUGCGCGAGUUUCUGGAACAGCCCGCUGAAGAUGUCGCUGUCGUCAAGGCCAUCGUCCAGGCAGCUGCAAGCAUCUACCCGCUGCUGUUCCGCUACAUUAUCAGCAGUCCUCACGACAGCGGGAACUGGCAGAAAAUGGCCCAGAUCAAGUCCAAUAUCCUCCGCCGCAUGGACACCGCCCCGCCUGGCGUGCGCAUUUGUUGCAUCAAGUUCGUCCAGCGCGUCGUCCAAACACAGACUCCUGGCCUCAUCGCCGACCCACGCCGCCCCGAGCAUAACGAAAUCUCCCUCGCCCUUGUCCCGCGUGAUCACCCUCUGAUACCGCCUCCGAAUCUGGAGGCCGAGGCUUCAGGUUUGCUGGACAGGCUGUUGAGUAUUCUUCAGGACGAGAUAAGUGAUGCUCUUCUUAUCACUGCUACCCUCAACAGCUUGGGCAGUCUUAUUCGCACCCGAGCCUCGGUGGCCAACAAGAUCGUCUCGACUGUCCUUAACUUUAACCCGCUCAAGUUGGCCAAUUCCCCCAUGACGUCCAAGACUAAGGUCAUGAUAAAAUCUAUGGAGCGGACCGUUCGUGCUCUUCUUGUAAACGUCGUCAAGAAGAACCCCAAUCACCCACUAGCCCCGAGAAUCCAACAGCACGUCGACAGACUCCACCAUACCCGCCUGGAAAUUUUCGAUGAGACAAAUCGCAAGAGGCCUGCCCCCAUUGAACCAACCGAUGGUCUAGAUCCGGCAAAGAGGCAGCGUCUUGGGGCGGACCUCCAAGCCCCUACCCCGCCUGGUAUCCCCCCGUUGGGUCCUGGCCCAGUGAGCUACGCACAACUAUACACUUUGACCCAAGACGAAGGUUCAAAGAAUUUCGACGUGCAAGCUAUUCCAAUUGAUCUUCUCGUGCGGAUCUUGGUACCUAUCCUCAGUUCUCUUGACAAAUCGCAGUUGGACAACGCAAUCAACGCUGUUCGCGCGCGGUAUUUGUCAUUAAGUAGAGCCCCACCUAAAAGCGCCUUGGACGCAUCUGCAGCAGCAACGCAAAGAGCGCCUGUUAUAGAUGAAGAUGACGACUACGAACCAGUCUUCCAGCCGACCGAAGAUACGGAGCAGAUUCUUAACAAGCUGGACAGCGUAGCAUCGGAUACAAACGCCAUGGAACGGCAGCCAGACAUGGCAUUAGGAACGUUCAAUUUGCCCCCACCACCGGCUCUUACUCAGCAGGAAACGGUCGAAUACAGCAAAGGCACCAUCAAUCGCGUCUUUGGUAUCAUGUCGGCUCUCGAUGACGCCGGUCGUGGAAAGGCCCAAAAACAUGGCUUCAACCGCCUGGCGGCCAGCGGGUACGAUAGGGACGCCUGGGUGACGAUGAUCACGCGUCUGGCGACCCGCGCGUCGGCCGGGUUGGAGGAAGGAGUGGUCAAGAAGGAGGAAGGCGGAGAGCUCGUCGACCGGAAGGGAGGAGCGUUCUCGAUAAGCAACGCCAUCCGCGACGCGCUCUACCUCUACGUCCUCGAAGACUUCCGGCGCCGCAUUGACGUCGCGGUAUCUUGGCUCUGCGAGGAGUGGUAUAAUGACCGGCUGCAGUCUGAGGUUUCGGAGAUCGAGCCGGUUUUGCACUACGAGAAGUGGGCGCUCAAGGUACUUGACGGAAUCUUGCCGUACCUCGACGCGAAGGACAAGGUGCUCAUUCGCUUCCUGUCGGAGGUGCCGGAGCUCAUCUCUGGCAUGUUGGACCGAGUGAAGGGGCUCGCCAGGGAUCCGGAGAGGAUUGCUUUGGCGGUUAACGCGAUACACUAUCUCAUCCUCAUGAGGCCUCCGGUUCGAGACCUGUGCAUAGACGCCAUUGAAGACCUGUGGAGGAACUACGAUGGCGCAAAGGGAUUGACUACCAAGCUGCUCACCAAGUGGCGGCCGCAUGUGCUGCAGGAGGCGGCCAAUGGCGCUGCUCCUCUUGCCGGUGGGGUCGUAAAGACGGAAUGA
Messenger RNA from Lasiodiplodia theobromae, 2193 nucleotides. RefSeq names its product Armadillo-like helical protein. The record is from RefSeq and is a predicted model, not a curated record. Lineage: Eukaryota; Fungi; Ascomycota; Dothideomycetes; Botryosphaeriales; Botryosphaeriaceae. The transcript is spliced from 8 exons. Gene Ontology annotation, cellular component: mRNA cleavage and polyadenylation specificity factor complex. The coding region runs from base 1 to 2193 and encodes 730 amino acids.